CUCGGGAGCAAAAUGUGCAAGGGACUCGCUGCACUGCCAGCCACUUGCUUAAAAAGUGCUAAAGACAUGAAGCAUCGUCUGGGCUUCUUGCUGCAGAAGUCAGACUCCUGUGACUACAGCUCCUCCCAGGGCAAAAAGGAGAAAACAUCUUCGAGCCAGAGGGUUAGCCAAGAGGAAGUCAGAAAAUGGGCAGAGUCUUUGGAAAACCUGAUCCACCAUGAGAGAGGACUGGCUGCUUUCCGGGCUUUCCUCAAAUCAGAGUACAGCGAGGAGAACAUCGAGUUCUGGGUCAGCUGCGAGGACUACAAGAAAACCAAGUCACCAGCCAAGCUCAGCCCCAAGGCCAGAAAGAUCUAUGAUGAGUUCAUUUCGGUGCAGGCAACAAAAGAGGUGAACUUGGACUCCUGCACUCGGGAGAAGACAAGCCACAACAUGCUGGAGCCCACGCUGUCCUGCUUUGACGAGGCCCAGAGGAAAAUAUUCACCCUGAUGGAGAAGGAUUCCUACCGCCGUUUUCUCAAGUCCCCCUACUACCUGGACUUGGUCAGCCCCCCUGGAGCUGGCUGUGGGCCAGAAAGCUGCAAAAGAAGCCACACUCACACCUUAGACUGCAACUCCAACAUCGUCUCCCAGUGUGCCUGAGCCUGCAGCAAGGCAGGAGCAGGCUGGGCUCCCGCAAAGAAACCCACACAGGGCAGCAAAAGCGCUCCUUGGCAUGAAGCAACAGAGCUGUCUCCAGUAGAUGUCCAAUGUCCCAGUUGUAUUCCAUGUCAUGCCACAGCCAGCAUUCGUAA
This is a messenger RNA of Indicator indicator, 794 nucleotides long. RefSeq names its product regulator of G protein signaling 4 (gene RGS4). The record is from RefSeq and is a predicted model, not a curated record. The transcript is spliced from 5 exons. Lineage: Eukaryota; Metazoa; Chordata; Aves; Piciformes; Indicatoridae. Bases 13 to 642 code for a protein of 209 amino acids.